Molecule: messenger RNA, 3160 nt
Organism: Rhineura floridana
Lineage: Eukaryota; Metazoa; Chordata; Lepidosauria; Squamata; Rhineuridae
Product: inverted formin-2-like
Exons: 14
Coding region: 281-1837 (518 amino acids)
Source: RefSeq, a predicted model, not a curated record
CUCAGGUGUAAGUGUUUGAGGUGUGAUUGGUUAAUUAGGAAUGGGCUGACAUGUUUAUUGCUCUAAGAUGGGGGCUUGUGAUGGCUCUAAAUAAUACGACCAGGAUCUGUUCUUUAAAGUGCUUCUGAGUAAGUUCUCUUGGAUAUUGUUAACAAAGUAAAACAAAGUUCUCUUUAUACAUGCUAUAAGAAAACAAAAAGAAGCAAUGGAAACAUCCUCCUUAAGCAGCAAGAAAUGUUUUGUGAACAGCCACAUGUGUAAAAAGCAUCUUAUUUAAAAAAUGAGUAAAUGUAUUCAGGUUGAUAUGGACUUGGAAGAAGAAACCAUAAGUGGUAAGGGAAUCUCUCCAGAUCUGCUUGGCUCAUUGGAAACCAAGAUAACACCCUCAAUGGGACCUCCAAGAAGCUCUGAGAACUUGCAGCCUUGCCAGCUUCUAACCGCUCCAGCCAUGCUAAGAGAGCUCCCAUCUCUGCCUACACGGCUGCUUCUGCCUUCCCUUUCUCAUCCUGAGAAAGUUAUACCUCCACCUCCUCCACCACCUCUGAUGUCUGGCAUGAGGGUUGCAUCUUUGUGCAGUCAGCUGCCAUCCACCAGUAGUGAAAGUCUAGUCUGUGGUUCAGGAACAACACCUUGCCCCAAGAAGGCUCAGCGGCCCAUGGUGCGAAUGAAACAGUUCAACUGGCAAAAGCUUCCCUUGGAUGCAGUGAAAAGUGGCCAUUCUCUCUGGGCUUCAGUAGUGAGGGGAAGUGAUGAAGCUAUAGAGCCUGAUUAUACUAGCAUAGAACAACUUUUCUGUAUCCCACAAACAAGUCAGCAGGAAAAAACAGAACUCAGAUUAAAGAAGCCCAAAGAGAUUUCCUUCGUAGAUCAAAUGAAAAGUCUUCAUCUGAACAUAGUACUAAAGCAAUUUAAAUGCUCAAACCAGCAAAUAGCUGAAGUGAUUCAGAAAGGAGACAGGACCAAGUUCGAUGUUGAGGCCCUGAAACACCUCAUGAAGCUACUGCCUGAAAACCAUGAGAUAGAGAGCCUGAAAACAUUCAGAGGUGAAAAAGCCAAGCUAGGAAACGUGGAUCAGUUUUAUCUAUGCCUCCUUGAAGUUCCUAGCUACCAUUUGAGGAUAGAAGGCAUGCUGAUAUGUGCAGAGGUGAAUGUUAUGCUGGAUCUGCUUUGGCCCAAAGCAAAAUUGGUCAGAGUAGCCAUUGAAACAAUUCUUACAAAUCGGCGGCUGCCAGUGUUCUGUCAGCUGAUUCUGAAAGUUGGAAACUUCUUAAAUUACGGGCGUCACAGUGGGAAUGCUAGAGGCUUCAAAAUUAGCACUUUGCUCAAACUAACAGAGACGAGAGCAAAUCAAAACCGUAUUACUCUGCUCCAUCACAUCCUAGAGGAGGUUGAAAAAAAACACAGAGACCUUUUGUAUCUUCCUCACGACCUGGAGUGUGUUUCAAAGGCAGCUGGAAUCAAUUUUAAAGAGAUGCAGGUGGAAGUAGAUGGCCUGUUAAAGAAAUUAUUGGAAAUAGAGAAAAAAAUAUCUUCAUCAAAGGAUGAUGUUAAAGUCCAGUUUGGAAAAUCUAUUAAAGACAGCAUAAAUGCUUCCAAGGAACUGGGUGUGGAAAUGAAUGCCCUUGUGGAAAAGAAAGUUGAGCUUGCUGAUUACCUCUGUGAAGAUCGAAAUACACACUCAUUAGAUGAUCUCUUUAACACAAUGAAAGCCUUCAGGGAUCUCUUCAUCAAUGCACUCAAGGAAAAUCGAGACAGAAGGGAACAAGCGGUAAAGGCAGAAAAGAGGAAGAAAUUGCUGGAAGAUCAAGGAGAAGCUAAACGCUGGAAGCAUUGUUAGAGCUUGAAAGUGAGCUGCAACACAGGAAGCCAGCAUCUUUGAUGCUUUGCUGGAGAAAGGCUUUCAUUAAGGAAAACUAGUCAGGACAACAUCUGUGUAAGAAACUGUAUGCAAAAGCUUUCUUACAAAAUUCAUCAGAGGUGGGAUGAACCUGCUUUCUGUUCAGAGCUUUAAAUUUAAACUUAAUAUUUAUAUGGUAAAAGAGGUUUGUUGAUCACUGUUGAAUUCUUCCAACUUUUAUUUGUCUUUCUUUACCUUAAGAAAGCAGUUUGCUUUCUUAAAUGGAAAUAUUCUAUUUCCAAAAAGUUAUUCUCCCCAAUUUUUCAAGUGAGAAAGUUGAGGUAAUUUGUUUUAAAGAGGAUCAUGAUGCGAUGGAUGCUUGUGUAGAUUUCUGUGCUUUACCUGUUAUUUAUUUAUUAUUUCCAUUAUGUCAGCUUUGGCAAGAACAAUGCAUUUAUUAAUGACUAAAGUAAACAACCUUAGGAAGAAAAUAUAAAACCGUACUACAACUUAUUUUAGAGAUUUUGCUAUGAAUAGCCUGUAUAUUGUACACAGAGGAAAAUUGAUGAAGCUAGUUAGUACAGAGAUUCCACUUACUGUUAAGGCCUAAAUUGCAUGGACAUUGAUUUAAAGUGGUACACAACAUAGAGGUGAUAUUAGGGCCAAACUUCCAGUCUUUCCUUCAUAACAUUUCAGUUAGCCAAUUUAAUGAGUAGAACAUUUGAUCUUUGAAAUUAUACAGUGAAACAGAACAAUGUCAAUGUGAUUUUAAAAUGACAAAUCUCUUAGCAACCACCUUUAAGAUUAGGUUUGGCAAUUCCACUUAACUACAAUUACUAAAAUGUCUGUGAUAAAUAAUAAAAAAAGAUAUUCUCUUCAGGGCCAUGAUCCAAUGUAGAGCAAUGUGAUAGAUUGAAGUGGUGGCAGAUUCAGAAGAUGCAACCCUAGUAGGCCUAAAAAAUAACUGAAAACAAGAUGGAAGUUACUAUAAAAAAAUGUGUAGUUCCUCCCUUGUUUUCUUCUGGUAGGACCCCCUGCCCCCGACCAAGGGUUUCAAGAAGAUCACCAGCUUACCAUUGAAAAUAUAAUGUUGGCUUAAGUAGCUCAAUGCCGGAAUAAUUGCCAAAAUUUACUUUUGUCAGUGUUUGUGUGUUGUUUUUUAAACUUGAAUGUAAUUAAUGGAAUUUAAAAAAUGCUUAAAUUGCACUGUAUUCUUUAUUAAUGCGUUGUCGUGUUCACUACAUUGCUCUUUUGUAAACACUUUGCAAUGUUAAACCGAUGUUUCAAUUUGUGACCUGAAUCAGAAUAAUUGUUUCACUACCA